AUGCCAAAUAUGUACAUCCAGAGCACAUGUGCCACUUCAGGCGAGGGACUUUAUAAAGGUCUUGACUGGUUGUCUAACAACAUCGCCGGCAAGACACUCGACGUGCUUUUAAGGAUUUUGAUUGAGUUUCCAAAGGUUGAGCCCUUGUGGAGUACGGUCAUAUCACUCAUACACCGUAUGGUUGAAACCCUUGGAGCCUCUGUGUUGCUGUAUCUUCCCACGGCUUUAGAACAGCUACUUGCUGACAGUGAGCCAAAGGAAAUGGUUGGUUUUCUGGUAUUACUCAACCAGCUUAUCUGCAAGUUCAGCAACUCUCUCCGUGGUAUACUGGAAGAAGUCUAUCCUGUGGUUGCUAGUAGGAUUUUCAGUGUAAUUCCAAGAGAUGACUUCCCCUCACGCCAUGAAGCUGUUACUGAGAUAUUUGAAAUGAGGGAACUGAUCGAGCUUCAAAGGACGCUGUACACAUUUCUCCAUGUGAUGGCCACACAUGAUCUCUCUUCUGUAUUCCUUACCCCUAAAAGUAUGGCGUAUUUUCGAACGAUGAUGCAGCUUCUUCUGAACACUGCUUGUACUCACAAGGAUAUUACUGUGCGAAAGGCAUGCGUGCAGAUAUUCAUUAGACUUAUUGAAGAUUGGUGUCCCAAGCCAUACACUGAGGAGAAGGUCCCAGGUUUUCAGGAUUUCAUGAUCAAAUGUUUUGCUACAAACUGCUGCUUGUUCAGUGUACUCGAUAAAUCAUUUGACUUCAAUGAUGCGAAUACUCAGGGCUUGUUCGGGGAAAUCAUCAAAGCUCAGAAAGUGAUGUAUGAAAAAUUUGGUAAUGUGUUUCUCAUGCAUCUUAUGUCUGAAGCUUUUCCAUCAGCAAAUUGUCCACAAGAUUUGGCGGAGCAGUAUUGCCAAAAGUUGCAGGGUAAUGAAAUUGGGGGCCUCAAGUUAUGCUACCAGUCCCUUAUAAAAAAUCUCAGGCUUCAACAAAACGGGAGUCAU
Eruca vesicaria subsp. sativa (arugula) is the source of this 987-nucleotide messenger RNA. NCBI's taxonomy places the organism in Eukaryota, Viridiplantae, Streptophyta, Magnoliopsida, Brassicales, Brassicaceae. The record is from the annotation of a GenBank genome assembly.